CUUAUGUUCGACACUCUUGACGAUGGAGUUUGGUGGAGUACACAUGUAAACAAAACCUCCCCUUCUUCUGUCUUGACUGAAAGGCUUGCAAGAAGCAGCAGCAUACCCGCGGCCACGGCCAAGGAGAAGGAGAAAUGGAUCAACGGAAUAGAAAGUUUCGACGCUCGCGUUCGCGCCAUUCGCUGUUGAUCCGCCGUCCGGUGCGGUCGUAACUUUCUGAUCCGUAAGCAGUGCUCGCACAGCUCCACGACCUCCGGUGUGUUGUGAGUGUGUGUGUGUGUGGGAAAAGUAAAAAAAAGAUACCCCAAAAAAAGGAGUGCACGAUGAGAUUAGGAUCACCGAUCAUCUUACAACAUUUUAAAGGAUAAAUAAGUGACAUCAGUGUGAACCUACAGCGGUGAAAUCCGGUGUGCCACCCGAAGGGAAAACCGAGAGAUAGUUGAAAAAGUUCGGUGAAAUUCCACUGCGUGCGUGUGCAAGUGCCUGCCAGUGUUUUGUUGGUGUGUGAGAAAGUGCGUGUGUGUGUGCCAGUGUGCGCGCUUGUGCGUUCCUUUCGUUCUGUGAAGCGAGGAUUGCUGGUGACAGAGCUUACGCGAACGGAAGUGAAGUGGGUCACGACGACGACGACGCAGGAAGGAAAAGCGUGAAAAGGAUAACCCUCGAUUUUUAAGUGUCCAGGGGUCAGUGUGCAGUUAUGAAUGUUUAAGGUGUCCAACGCUCGAGGACGCAUAUUCCCGUGAAGUUUUCAGCAGAACAGCGAGCAAUAAAAUCCCGUGGAGGAUUCUGAACUCCAGCCAUCCAGCCAUCGUGCAACCCGAACAGAGAGCCUGCCAACCUGAAGGAUGGGAAAACGAACCCAACUGCUCCCACUGGGAGUAACACUGGGUACGGUACUGUUGCUACUUACCACCAGCUUUGCCUUCGCCACCGCAUACACCUUCGACGAUGACUUUGAGGAUCUAAUCGCGGAAGAAUCGAACGUGGACGAGGAACUGCUGCCCGGGUCCGUUUUGCUACCAUCGGACGUAUUCAACGAUGGCAAACCAUUCCUGGUUGAUCGUGAUCCCUCCACCGGAGCGAUCGAUUUCCUGCACAAGAAGACGGGCAAUCAGAUCGAUCUCGGUGACAGCAAACCGUACGAACCGAUCAAGGAUAGUUACGUGAGCGACAAGAAGGAUGUGAUCAUACACCAGUCGACGCCCAACUUUCACGACUUUCUCAAUCUGCCCAAGAUGUACUCGCCCGAGAACUUUGUGUCGAUAUCGAGCUCGUACGCGAACCUCAAGUAUCAGGGCAUCAACAAGGGUUCGAACCAUCGGGAUCAUGUUAACACACACAUCGUAGCUGCCACUUCGGCAACUGCUGCACCAACCACAAGCACUACGACGACACCGGCACCGGCGACUUCGACAAAGUAUUUCUACAACAGACCACAUUACACCGUAGGCAACUACAAUCGACCGGGGCCUGGAUCGGCUAGCUCCAACUCUUACUAUAGCUUCCCUGCCACGUCGGGACGACCGAUUACGACUCCGACUACCACUACUACGACUACAACGACUACCACUACCACGACCACACCAGCCCCAACAACGACCACGACCGAAGCACCACGAACUACGGUUAACUCACAAAAGCAACUGUUCACUCGUUACCCUUACAAGAGCACGAUCAAAAACAAGUACCUUGAGACAUCCGAACAGACGCGCAAAAAGUUCUUCCUUCCGUCGACACUUGCACUACCGGGGCCGACGACUACCACGACCGAACGGGCUCCUUCCACACCGAUGCGAUCCUCCACGUACUACUCCCCCUCGGUAAGGCCCCAGUGGCCCACGACCUACCAGACACCGACCACCACACUGAGCACCGUCUCCGUGGCCGCCUCUACAGCUCCCGCCAAUCCGGUUCGCUUCGUAGACGAUGCGGUGGAGCAGCAGCACAAGAUCAAGUUCACCAUGCCCGCGCUCAAGUACGAAGGCUCCAGACCAGCACCUUUCCGGCCGAUGCCAUCGCAGCAGGAAGGUACGGUGCCGGAUCGGGAAGCGGCAGCCAGCAAUUCGAACACCAAGAUCGAUCUGCCCAAGAAUCCUGCCGUCAUGUCACUGUCGGAUAUCUUCAGCACGCUCGAGCAGAAGAAGCGUAUCGAAUCCCAGCAGGCCGAAAACAAUCGGGUGGAGGAGGUGGAAGAAGUGGCGGAGCAGGAACACGAUUUGCCAACGACUCCUCCUGCAAUUGUGCUGUUGAAUGAUGGGUCGGCCGGAUCGGUGACGAUAGGAUCUAGUGGUCCGCGGAUUGAGCAGUCGAUCGAUCUGUCCGAUCAGUACGUGCGAUAUGAGGUUCAUCCGCAAGCUCAGGGCCCACCGAGCAGACCGUCGCUGGUGGAGACACAGCAUCAGCAACACCACCAGCAACACCACCAGCAACAUCAGCAUCAGCAGCAUCAGCAGCAACAGCAACAAUACAACCAGUUCCAAGUGCAGCAGUCGAAUGGACAUCGUCCUCAACCACCAGCGAUGGAUGUGAUGGGUGGUUCGUACGUCAAGUACGAAGUACAGCAACCGCAGCUGAACGUGGUGAAGUAUGGAGCAGUUCCAAGCAUGAACAAUGUCGUCAUUAGUCCUAACCAGAACUCGGCCACAUUCGUUCUCGGAUCGCAACAGUCCGUUGGCAGCAGCAUUGGAUCGUCAAGUCGUCCCGAGGGUGCUGGCCAUUUCGUCGGGUCUGUGUCGCAAGAUUCAGCCUCAGCGGCAGCGCUGAGCGCUGGUCGACCCUCGUAUCAGAUGGGUCAGGUUCUGGAUGAGCCACACGAUCAGACCAACGUUGGGGCAUCAGUUCAGGUGCAGGUGAAACCGCAAGAUAUCAUCAAGACAACGAGUGUCCGCUUCCCUAGCGAAUCGGACGACAAGUACGAUAAUGCACCCAUCAUCAGCGGAACACACAAAUCCGAAGUGCUGCCUCCGAACGGACAUUCAGCUCCAGUACGCAACGAUCAGAUGGUUGUGUUUCCUCCUAACCAAGACAUCGCUAGCACACUGCACGAGGUCUCGAACCGUAUCGUCUUUGACUCGCCUGCGCCACCGAGCGAUACACUCAACCGGAACGAACUAUCAAUCGCCCCCAAUCCGAACUAUCCGGCUGACUUGCCCGAACAGCUUACGCCUCCAUCCGGUCCGGAGAGACCAGAUCUGAUUAAGCAACGACCUCGACCGCCGGUGCCUGCUCAAGGACCACCGUUCCGAUACAGCGAAAUUCAACGACGUCCCUCAACGUAUCCAAGCGAUCGUCCUUCCCGGCCAACACUCACCCUACCGAACAUUCUACCUCAGUUCCGACCGAACGCGAAAAUCUCCCAAGGACAUCCACCGUACAUGAAAGAACCAGGAACGUACCGUGUCCCUCCUUCGGGCAUGCUCGUAAAGACGGGUCCUCCACUUCGCAAACCUGCCGGCUAUAACGUUCCCAACAGCCUUCCACCGACGACAGCAGUACGACGAACGCCUCUUCCGACACGGCUCAUGACACGCCUCAGUCCCGCUCCGAGCCGUCCGCAAAUGCAUCCAGCAUCGGCCGAGCUGGAGAACCGUCGCUACUACCGACUGCCGCCACCACCACCACCGCCAGCAAUGAUCAAGGAUCGCGUGUACAACAUUCAACCGCCACGUCUACAGCCACCACCACUCCCACCACAACCGGCCGGAACUCCAACGACCAACAUCAUACCGCAGGCCGUUACUUCCUCGGAAAAACCGAACGAACCACUAGAGGACAGCGAAUUCCACCGCAAUCCACCACAGAUUUUGCGCAACAUACUUAAGGACGAUCAACAACAGCGUCCCAAGCUCGAACCCGUUGUAACACUGCAGAUGCUACAGUCGAAGAAGCAGGCAUCAUCCAUCAAUUCCCCAGCCGCACAAGAUUCCGUCGGCGAGGAGAGUAGCGUUGUGGUGACUGGAUCGGUACAGACGCAGCAGCAAGACACCGGCAACAAGGAUCGACCGGUUUAUGUCGUUUAUCCGGUAAAGAGUACUCCAGUAAGAUUGGACAACAAACCAAACGGUGAUCCAAUUGUGGUUGGACACCGUGGUGAGCAGCACCCGUCGAAACCGAUUAGUCCUGGCACGGAGUACCAGAACACACCCUUCUCGAUUGCUUCCCACUUUGAGCAAGAACCGAUCCUAACGGCAAAACACAGGAAACCGAACCCCAACGGCAAACUCAACUUCCCGUACAAUCUGGAGAAACCGGACCCGUUCGCACUGGCUCAGCAACUUGAUAAGGAGCAAUCGGCAGGACAACCGGCCCAGGACCUUUCGGAUUCAGACUCCGAGUAUAACCUUGGGGAGGAACCAACGAAUGUUCGCGACCAGGAUCAGGAUCUGAUUUCGAGCAAGUUGCAGCGCUUCCAGACGGACAGUACUCCCAUUGCGAUCGCUUACACUCCAACGGAAUCUAGCCCACUGGGGUCGAACAAUAUGCGGUACAGCAAACCGGUAGGGGGGUACGAAUCGGCCGCUAGCAAUUACUACUAUUCGCCGUAUGGUGAAACACAGACGGAAGUGUCCUAUCUGAAGAUUGACGAUGUUGACGAGUUUGGUAAUCCAUCUCGACGCUACGAACAGAGCUUCCAGGCACCGUUCCAGGCUAGCAUGAGUCUCGAUCCGGUUAAGGUGACCAAUCCGUACGAAGGAUGGGCCGUAGUAACGUCUUCUCCUCAAGCACUGAAGCUCCAACAGCAGCAAACGAUCAGCAAACCCGACCCUGUCCGUCAGCAUAACAGUCCAAACUCGAUCGAUCGUUCCGACACUGGUGACACUACCUCAACGGGCACAGGUGAUGAUGGUGCUGAUCGUCCAUCAGCAGUUACCGCAUCGUCCGCAUCCACCACCACCUACGAUCCGAACAGCUUCCAGCCCGAACUGCAGGGUGGAUUCCGACCGAUCUACGGGGCGGAUAUGAAGCUGAGCGAACAACUCAAUCCCGAUCCUCAGCGUUCGAGCAUAGCCGAUCUGUUCGCGGAAGAGAAUGGUAAUGAAGCUGCCGAAGCGCCACAGAACGCUACGACCAAGCUGCAGCCGGUGGAAUCGAAACCGAAGGUGGUGAAAAAGGAGGAACCGGACAGUGGAAUGGAUCUUGAUCUGGAAGCGUUUUUCGAUCAGUUUACGAAGGACUACGAUGAUGGGGAUGGCGGUUUGGAUGAUGUGACCAUGAGCGAGGAAACGACGAACGAAACUUUGCCGGGCGGUGGUAGUGAUGAAAGUCAGUACCGUAGCGAAGGACGAAGCAGUAAUGGGGCGUCCGGGGAGAAAAGUGUAAGUUCCUCGACGGAAAGUCCGACUACGGCAGCAGCUCCGACGGUAGAAGAGUCUGUCACGAAAGCGACGUGAGCACUACUAUCAAAGAGAAACUGGCCUUCAAAUACUACUCCUAUCCUUAGGUAUGAAUUCCUCGGUGGAUAUGAAUGAGAUACGUGUGUGUGUGAGAGAGAUUGCGCGUGAGUUAGAUGAAUGAAUGCGAACCUAGGGGAUGUGGACGAGGUACAGAGUUAAGUUGGGUAAUGGGAUGGGGUUUGCUCGUGGAACCGUAGAAAUCACCCAACUUGCAAAGGAAACAAAUGGCCAAUCCAACCGGAGAGCAGCACAACCGUUGACAAAACCCCCAUAAUCCUCCGAAGCCAAUGGACGAUUGCGAUGAAUUUAGAAACAGUGCGGACGUCCGGCGGUACCGAAUCUUGAGUAUCUAAUGUUAAGCAAACACCGGCCACCAUCUUACAAGGCUACCAUCGCGAAACCGAGCGGGUUGCGGGUGCCGAUGCCGUUGGACGAUGGUGCACACGCUAGUCAAUAAAACGGCGGCCACAAUCCAAAACCUGCACCAUAGAAGGAAAACGGAGAAACAAUGGACGAAAUUCACAACGGAUGUAGGAGUAGGUGUUUGUCUGGUUUGUCUAGGGUGUAAGCAAGAAGGCGGAAGGGAACAAUGCUAACGAUAAAGCAUCGAUUGUCCGAGCUUAAUAUUGGAUACUUGAUACUAGAGACAGACACGACAAUUCCUAACCGAACGGGGGUUGAGAAUUGGGGAUAUUGUAUUGAAUAGUUCGAGCUUCAAUGUUCUUACGUACGGUCGAUCCUUAGAAAAUGAUUCCCAGCCGACAGGGUAGAAGAAAACUACUUAAGCCUGUCCUUAAUCCGAACCCCUUGAUUAAAAGUAGAAGUAAGGAUGCAAACUCCAUUCAGACCAUAUAUGCUAACGUUGAAAUGUUACAACGGGAGGG
This is a messenger RNA of Anopheles stephensi (Asian malaria mosquito), 6274 nucleotides long. Its product is annotated as protein split ends. The transcript is spliced from 2 exons. Lineage: Eukaryota; Metazoa; Arthropoda; Insecta; Diptera; Culicidae. The record is from RefSeq and is a predicted model, not a curated record. The coding region runs from base 843 to 5387 and encodes 1514 amino acids.